Molecule: messenger RNA, 745 nt
Organism: Xenopus laevis (African clawed frog)
Lineage: Eukaryota; Metazoa; Chordata; Amphibia; Anura; Pipidae
Gene: pcbd2.L
Product: pterin-4 alpha-carbinolamine dehydratase/dimerization cofactor of hepatocyte nuclear factor 1 alpha (TCF1) 2 L homeolog
Exons: 4
Coding region: 51-446 (131 amino acids)
Biological process (GO): tetrahydrobiopterin biosynthetic process
Molecular function (GO): 4-alpha-hydroxytetrahydrobiopterin dehydratase activity
Source: RefSeq, marked provisional
GUGAGUGAGAGGUGCGUCAAUCAGUCAGUCAGCUUGCGGGGAGGCGUGAAAUGGGCAGUUUCCUGUUUCUAUCCAGGCUGAGAGGCGGCGGCAGCAGAGCACUAAUCCCCGUUAGCUGCAGCAGAGUGCUUUCCAAGAUGACAUCUGAGGCUUACUUCCUGACACCAGAAGAAAGAACACAGGGUCUCCAAGAGCUCCAGGCACUGGGAUGGACUGAAGUCGGUACAAAAGAUGCCAUCUACAAAGAAUACAAAUUCAAAUCCUUUAACCAGGCAUUUGGAUUUAUGACGCGUGUGGCCCUGCAAGCUGAGAAAAUGAAUCACCACCCAGAAUGGUUUAACGUGUACAACAAGGUUCAGAUAACUCUGACUACACAUGACUGUGGAAGGCUGACCAAGAAAGACCUGAAACUUGCCCAGUUUAUUGAAAAAGCUGCCACAUCAUAGGCAAUGAGUAAAGCACAGGUGAUUUUGAAGCCUUUUAGUUUUGUGCACAGUAUAUACCUGUGUAAUGGGGACACUGACAGAUGGACGUACAGGAUUACGGACACCAGGACGAAUGGCACAAGUUGUUCUCAUGUUUUGAUGUUUUGAUUUGCUCCCAUAUGAAUAAAUGUAAAUCAAACCCUGCACUUAAUGCCUAAAUUGUUUGUUUGAUAGCAAUUCCGCAAUCCAGGGAACAAAGUAAUACACAAUUUUGACAAUUAAUAUUAAUAAACAAAUUCAGAUAUGUUCAUCCUCCCUUA